AUGAGUCGCGCCUUAUCCAGCAAUUUAUCUGAUCCGAUGAUCGAUGAACAACUCAUGUACGCAUCGGACAUAGACGCUGAAUGGGAAGAGAUGAUGCUUGGAGGACCUGCCAGCAUAAAUUUUGUUGGAGCUGUAAUGGUCGUUGGCAGCAAAAAAGACUUCAGUCUUUCAUCAAAUUUCUCUUAUCAUCUUAUUCAAUAUCCCAAUUCAUUUCACACUACCAUUGUACAAGUUGCAAAUGAAAUGUAUAGAGCCUUGCUUAAUGCUCAUACAUCUAUGGAUCGUAUUCAAGUAAACAUGCGCCAAUUGCCAAAUUUGAUAAAAACAGCUCUUAAACUUAUUACCCAAGCCUCAACAUCUAUGGCAAAAGUAAUGCUGCCUCGAACAAUCUCAAACAUCGGACUUUAUGCUAAUCAAAGUGCUACUAUUGCAAAAGCUACAUUCGAUCGCUUCACAAAUCUUAUGGACCUUCUUGAUGAAAUCUUUAAAGCAAGUACAUACACAAAUACAGAGAAUAAAUUGUUGGCAGAACAACUACAGAAUCAGACUAUCCAAGUUGAAAUGGAAUCAGAAAAUUUACAAGAAAACAUAGAUCAAUUAGCAUCAGAGUAUGAAGAGGCUAAAAAUAGAUUAGAAAGUGCCAGAGAUGAAUAUCGUCAAGCAAUGUUGAACGUACCUGGUGGCGAAUGGAAUGCUCAUGCUUGGAAUGUUUAUGCCAGUAACCGUCCUGCUGUAUCGUGCACUGGCUCAUGGUUCUGGAAAAAAUGUCGAUCGAAUCGUGAUCAACAGUUCAAUGAGUACAGUACAGUAGCGAGAUGGAAAGCAGAAGAAGCUUUGGUAUGCUGA
Rotaria sp. Silwood2 is the source of this 846-nucleotide messenger RNA. Lineage: Eukaryota; Metazoa; Rotifera; Eurotatoria; Philodinida; Philodinidae. The record is from the annotation of a GenBank genome assembly.